Octopus bimaculoides (California two-spot octopus) is the source of this 1806-nucleotide messenger RNA. RefSeq lists its product as uncharacterized. NCBI's taxonomy places the organism in Eukaryota, Metazoa, Mollusca, Cephalopoda, Octopoda, Octopodidae. The record is from RefSeq and is a predicted model, not a curated record. Gene Ontology annotation, molecular function: RNA polymerase II cis-regulatory region sequence-specific DNA binding; DNA-binding transcription factor activity, RNA polymerase II-specific. Gene Ontology annotation, biological process: regulation of transcription by RNA polymerase II.
GAAACGUCCUGUUUCUGCUUCAAGUAGCCUCUGUGUCUUACGCUGUUAUUUCUUUAUUGUUUCAGAAUAUCAAAUGUCAUUGGAUUAACAGAAGAUACAUUCUCAGUGACUAAAGAAAUAUCUUGUACAGAAACAGAUUUAUAACAAUGUUUCUCUAAAUCUGUGGAAGAAUUCCUAUGAAAUAUUUGCUCUCGCCUGAGAUUAUUUGCAAAAUUUUGAAACAUCACUCACUGGAAUAUCAAGAAGAAUAGUUUGUGCAUUGAUUACACUUAGAUAAAUUAACCUAAGUAUUGUUAGAGAAAGGUAACAGUGGAUGAAAUUACAGAUGUGGAAAUAUUUGUAAGAGUAAACUAUAAGAAAAAAACCAAGGAAAAAUAUAUAUACAUUAACAUUUGGGAAGAAUAAUAAUGGAGAAGAAAGAGAAACUUAAAGAACUGAUUUCCCAUGAAGACGUUAUAAAAGGGAGACAAAAUUUGUCAUGUGACUGUGAUGUUUGCCAAAAAUCUUUCUCUCAGAAAAGUAGCCUAAUUAUGCACAAACAUACUGAUAAGGGAGUGAAGACAAACCAAAUUUGUCAUAUGACUGACGUCUGUAAAAAAUCUCAUUCUCAAAAAAGUAAUCUAAUUGUUCAGAAACAAACUCAUAUGGGAGAGAAACAAUAUCACUGCGAUAUCUGUGGUAAUUCAUUCUCUCAAAAUAGUAACUUAACUGUACACAAAUAUAUUCAUACAGGUGUAAAGCCAUAUCGAUGUGAUAUCUGUGGUAAAUCUUUUACUUCCAGUGGUAACCUAACUAGACACAAACGUAUUCAUACAGGAGAGAAGCCAUAUCACUUUGAUAUCUGUGGUAAGUCAUUCUCUCAAAAUAAUAACUUAACAAAACACAAACACACACAUACGGGAGAGAAACAAUGUCACUGUGAUAUCUGUGGUAAAUCUUUCACCUGCAGUGCAGACAUAACUAGACACAAAUGCAUUCAUACAAGUGAGAAGCCAUAUUGCUGUGAUAUCUGUGGCAAAUCAUUCUCUAAAAACAGUCGCCUAACUGAACACAAAUAUAUUCAUACAGGUGAAAAGCCAUAUCGAUGUGAUAUCUGUGGUAAAUAUUUUACUUCCAGUGGUAACCUAACUAGACACAAACGUAUUCAUACAGGAGAGAUGCCAUAUCAUUGUGAUAUCUGUGGUAAAGUGUUCUCUCAAAAUAGUCAUUUAAGUAAACACAAACGUGUUCAUACAGGACAGAUGCCAUAUCACUGUGAUAUCUGUGGUAAAUCUUUUACUUCCAGUGGUAACCUAACUACACACAAACGUGUUCAUACAGGAGAGAUGCCUUAAAUCUUUUACUUCCAGUGGUAACCUAACUACACACAAACGUGUUCAUACAGGAGAGAUGCCUUAUCAUUGUGAUAUCUGUGAUAAAGUGUUCUCUCAAAAUAGUCAUUUAAAUAAACACGAACGUAUUUAUACAUAUCAUUGUGAUAUCUGUAGUAAAUCAUUCUCUCGAAAUAAUGACUUAACUAGACACAAUUAUAUUCAUUCAGAAUAGAAGCUACAUGAGUGUGGUACAUGUGGGAAAUCAUUCACUGUAAGUGAUGCUUUAACUGGACACAAAUGUAUUCAUACAAGAGAAAAAAGAAAAGAGCAGUUUUGAAGAAGUUUUAAUGAAGUCGCGUCUUGCCCCCACGUUCGAAAUGCGGAGUUGAUAAAACAUGGGACAACUGAUGAAGGGAAUAUUCUUUAUGUUGCCUGUCUCGUUUCUCUAUUUGUUUCUUUCGUUGUUCGAAAAACGUUCGUUUUCCAUGCUUUU